ACAUUUAAAAAACAAACAUGUGAUUUCGCGAAGACAAUUAGACGACUUCAACGUGAAAAUAAUGAGUUGAAAAAAUCUAGUCUAUCAACUAUAACACUACCAAAACCUAAACGAGAAAAAACUAAAUACCAAACAGAUGCCGAAAAUUUACUUCAUGAUGCCUCAAGUAAGCAGUUUGUAGAGACAAGAGCUUUCAGAGAAGGGAGGCGUAUUUUGGAAAAACAUUUUAUCUUGGGUAUAAUUGGCGCUGUAGGAGAUGGUAAAACAGUAAUGUGUCGGAUGGUCGCCAAUUCGUUCUUGACGGUUCAUAAAAAUUUUAUUCCAUUGGAAAUAGGACACCCGAGGGACCUGGAUUCCGUAACUUUUACAGAUGAGGAUAGCUACUUAUUGAUUAUUGAUGUAAUGUUUGGUAUAUGGACACGUACAAUAAAAGAACAAAUGCAAGAAUGGCCAAAAAAUUUUGAGUUAUUAUAUUUAGCAAAACAAAAACGUAAAUCGGCAAUAAUCUAUGUUAUGAGACAUGAUGUCUACCAGGCUUGUCAGCAUCUUCUUGGGAAGUAUGAAAUAUUCUCUACAUUAUAUCGGUUACAGCUUCAUGAGACACAAUUCCAGUUGUCAAAUGAUGAAAAAAGGGAUAUUUUGCGAUACCAUUUGGGAAACUGUUCCGACAAUAUGCUGGGGAAGAUGGUGGAACACAGUUCAGGAUGCUUUGGUUUUCCAGGUAUUGUCAGUCUUUGUAGUAAAAGUAGUAAAACUUACACAGAAGAAGAAAUUUGGAUGCUAAAUGGUCUAUUUGAUUUUUUGAACAGGGAAUACGACAUAUUCUGGAAGGAAGAUAGAAUUAAGUAUAUGGCUUUAUUUGUUGUAUUUAGUCCACGGCCUCUCUCCGAGGAUGGAAUACGACAAAAGACGAAUCACUUACUACAAAAUCAGAUACAACAAGCAAUGGGGUAUUCCGGUGGAGUAGAAGAUAUUCUCGAUUCGUGCAAAAAUUUAACUGGUUCUUACGUAAUAUGUGAUGAGGAAAAUGAGAAGCGCAUGUCUUUAUCAGAAAAGGUGAUCAGACCCUUUCUGCUUCAUGUCUCUCAGCGAUUUAUAGAACUGACAAUAAAAUUUUGUCCCUUUGAUCUCUUAAUAGAUCACGUGUCUACCGUACCGGAUGAUCACAAGGUUUUCAUAAAGUCCUCUCGUUAUGUUGAUCUAUAUGAAAGAUUCUCUCGUGAAUUGCAGGAGAAGAAUGAAGCUGUGUUAUUCCACCAAGCAUUUCUUGACAGUAAUUUCUUGCAAAAGGUACUUAAUGUAGAUAGUGGUGACAUGCUGCUAAAUCCCGAGCUAAAGAUACAGCUUGGUGGUGAUCCAAUGGACGAGGGACAUUUUCUGCAUUAUGUAUGCUUAUUUGGAUAUUUGAAAGAGAUGCAAAUAGUUUUCGCAUACUCCAGCAAAACUACUGCAAUUUUAUGUGACAUAAAAACAAAGCUUGGGUUGGAUUUAUUAAGCCUUGCCGUUAAAUCCGAGAACGAGGCAAAAGAUAAAAUAAAAUAUUUACGUGAUGAGAAAAAUGUUAUGGAAUGCCAGAGUAAAACUGAAAUUCAACAACUUAUUCGUACAGCAGCCAAGGCAAACAAUUUGGAUACUCUGAAACAUGUUAGUUCUUUUACAGAUAUUGACAUUAGCUCUGUGGAUCUUAACCAGCAAACUUUUCUACACCAUGCCUGUGAUUCGGAUUAUGACGUCCCAGAAAUCGUCCAAUAUCUCAUUGCAAAAGGCGCGGAUGUCGAGGCAAAGGAUAAAAAUGGCUGCACUCCUCUAAAUCUAGCAGUUAAACGAGGAAAAUUCUUGACAAUAGAUUGUCUCAUAAAACUAAAAGCUUCUGUCACCGUGGCUGACAAAGACAGCAAAUUACCCAUUCAUGUAGCUGCCAACUCAAAUGCAGGCCGUUUGGAUAUUGAUACACCUGGUAUAAUAGAACUGUUGGUGGGCGCUGGAUCACCUGUUAAUGCUAAAGAUGCUAGCGGUAGAACACCACUGGUAGAAGCCCAUGCUAAAUUUGACGAAAAGACGAUUGGUGUGUUAAUUAAAAAAGGAGCAGUAGACCAAACUCCUUCGGUUGAACAACUUUCUACGGAUGAACAGUUGUCUACAGAUGGCCAAUCUCUUAUGGUUAAAGAUCAUUCUAUAAAUGAACAGUCUCAUUCAAAUGGAAUUGAUCUUACGGUUGAACAGCUUUCUACAAACGAACAGCUAUCUACAGAUGACCAGCUUCUUACAGCUGACAAACGUUCUGCAGAUGGACAACCUACACGAGAUCACAAAGAUGAUGUUGAAGCAACCGCGAGGGAAAAAAAGAACCAGAUAGAAGAUUCCAGCAACGAAUUUCCGCUCCAUCAUUCAGCGUAUGUUGACGAUAUACAUAAAUUCAUAUCAGUAUUAGACCAGUAUAAAGAUAGUAUAAAAAUAGUAGAUAACGAUGGUAAAACGCCUUUAGAAAGAGCUUGUUUUUCUGAAUUUGAAAUUGUACAUAAAGUAAAGCUUCUUGUUUUUAGAGGUUAUACAUCCUGUAAAAUGCUUGUUAAUAUAUGUCAAUCAGCCCCAAAUGAUUUACUUAAACUUAUAUUUGAUAAAACUAUAUAUGAUACAAUGAACGAAUUUGAUCAAACCGGGAUACUAGAGAUUAGAAACCGUUUAUUACAAGGUGGAGGUUUAGAUGAUCUAGAUACAAACAAAAAAACAUUAUUGCAUUAUGCCUGUCAAUAUAGCACUUUAACGACUGUUCAGUAUUUGAUUGAUAAUAACUGUAACGUGAACUGUGUAGGUGAGCUUGCUAUCGAAGUACAGUAG
Molecule: messenger RNA, 2838 nt
Organism: Patella vulgata (common limpet)
Lineage: Eukaryota; Metazoa; Mollusca; Gastropoda; Patellidae
Product: poly [ADP-ribose] polymerase tankyrase-like
Exons: 5
Coding region: 271-2838 (855 amino acids)
Biological process (GO): protein localization to ciliary inversin compartment
Cellular component (GO): ciliary inversin compartment
Molecular function (GO): protein binding
Source: RefSeq, a predicted model, not a curated record